Molecule: messenger RNA, 3818 nt
Organism: Ixodes scapularis (black-legged tick)
Lineage: Eukaryota; Metazoa; Arthropoda; Arachnida; Ixodida; Ixodidae
Product: WD repeat-containing protein 11
Exons: 24
Coding region: 131-3706 (1191 amino acids)
Cellular component (GO): cytoplasm
Molecular function (GO): protein binding
Source: RefSeq, a predicted model, not a curated record
CUGUGCGGUCGUGUGGUGAUGAACAGUCGGAUGAGUUCAUGAGGCUCUUUGGCUGUGGGUGUUGGUAUGUGUAAACAGUUCGUGAGGUGAAGGCAUUUUACAUUCCUAUUUGCGCCCAUCGUACGCUUCGAUGGUCGGUGCAACCGACGGAGGGAUGUCACCGCUAGCGCGGGAUUCCUCCGAAAAACGCAGCGACGACGGAACGGUGAAUCCCGUGAUCAAAAAGAUCUCUUCGAGGAUCCUGCCCGGUGCUCUUGCCCCAGCCAAUAAAGAUGCCAUAGAGUGGGGAUUCCAGUCUUUACUGGCAUAUGGGUGCCACAAGCAUAUCGUCGUCGUCGACACGAAGUAUGCAAAGGUCUUCCAGACGCUUUCUGGACACAACCACAAUGUCACCAAGGUCCGGUGGUCGCGCCACAUGCACUAUCACGAUCUAGUCAAUCCAUACCACCUGAAGCUGGCCAGCGCAGACACUUCAGGCACGGUGCUGGUAUGGGACAUCUCCCAGGCUACUGUGCGCAGCACCCUGACCGAGCCGGACCGUGCUCUGCUUGAAAUGAACUGGCUGGUGGGAGGAGACAGCAGCCACCACCUCCUGCUGACUCUGUACUCGCUGGGCACUCUGGUCCUCUGGCAUGCUGACAGCGGGGCACAGCUCUGGCGGAAGAACUAUGCUGAUGCCCUCCUGUCCUUCUCCCUGGACCCCUUCUGCGAGAACGCCGUCUGCUUUCUUGCGGCCGAUUGCCUCCUCCUGGUGGAAGACCUGAGCGGGCAGCAGGCCCCAGUCGGCGUCGGCAGCAAGUGGCACGUCUCGGGUCAGCCGGGUGGUACAGCCAACGACGAGAAGAACCGAUCCAAAAGCCGGCUACUGAGCGGGGUCAAGUCGCUCAUGCGGGCUGCCGACUCCAGGAUUGGCACUGACGAGGAACAGCCUCUGAGUGAAUGCCUGCAGCUGUGCUACCAUGGGGCACUCCGGUAUCACUUGCUGCUACUGUAUCCCAAGAGGCUAAUGGUCUUGGACACAGAAAUACAGCAGACACUGGGUGUGAUUUCCCUGGAGCGCAACGGCUCUCCCUUUGUGCGGUGCCAGCCAUGCUGGCAGCACGACAUGAUCCUGUGCCUUCACGAGUCCGGUUCGGUGAGCGCCCGCGUGCGACAAAGAGACCAGGAGGAGCAUUGUGCCAGAGGAGACUUUGGUCACGGGACGAACCAAGUGAACUACACCAUGCGCUGCAUCUCGGAGGCUCUGCGGCUCACCAAGCACUCUAAGGUCUUUGGGCUGGCGGUGCGUCGGAGUGGACAGCACCGGAUGGCCCUGCUCAUUGGUGACGGCCGCCUCCUCUUCUUCGAGCUGGCGUUUUCUAAGCAGGUGGGAGCCCAGUCUGAGGAGAGCGGCUCGCUGCCCGAGCUGCUGGCACCCAACGUGGGGCUGCGACUGCCAAUGUCCGGCCUUCUCGAAGCGCUGGCUCCAGGGCCCCACCUGACGCGCAUGUGUCCCCCGGUCACCUUCGGCAACUGGAGCAGCUACCGACCGCUCCUCGCCGUGGGAAACAAUGCGGGUGGAGUCCAGGUGUUUGACCUGUCCACCGGCGUCUUGGAGAAGGAGUUCAACCUGCACGCGACACCCGUAAGGGGCAUCGAGUGGGUGAGCCUGACGUCGUUCCUGUCCUUCGCCUACGCCAACCUCACGGGCGUGGGCGGCAAGGUGAAGAACGAGAUCGUCCUGACGAGCACCGGGUCGGGCCGGGUGCGGCAGGUGCGCGCGGACGCCAACGAGGAGUCGCCGGUGUGCGCCAUCAGGGUGUCGCACCUCAAGCAAUACUUUGUGGUGCUCUUCAAAGAGCAGCCCUUUGAGCUCUGGGACCUACGGACCCUCACCUUGCUGCGCACCAUGCCAGACAACUUCCCCUGCGUGACGUCCCUGGAGUGGUCACCGUUGGUCAGUGGCAAGGCCCAGCUGCGUGCCCGCCAGGCGUCCGGCCGCAAGGACACCGACGCUUCUGUCGGCGACCGCGCUGUCAACCAGCUCGAGAGACAGCCGAGCCUGCCGUCGGCCGGCCCGCCGCUUCGGGAACAGCUCGUCUUCACCGACGCAGAUGCGCAGCUCUACUACUUCACCGUGGAGGGAAACGUCGUGAGGGACUGCACGCGCAACCCUCCGGAGGCCGGCAUGGCUAGCAUCACCAGCAUCGCCUGGAAGAGCGACUACAUAGUGCUAGGAGACGCCGACGGGACUCUGACCGUGUGGGACCUCAAGGGCAAAGUGCUGAGGACGUUGCCGACGCAGAGGGGCUGCGUCAAGAGGCUCAAGUUUGGGCCCGGCAAGGGAAACAUGAAGGUCUUGGCCUUGUUCGCCGACGGACUGGACGUGUGGGAUGCCCAGGAGGUGCAGCUGUCGGUGCAGGCCCGCUGUCCGCAGGAUCUCCCGGGCGUUUCAGACGUCGACUGGGCAAAGUCGGACAAGCUGGUGGUGGCGACUCUGGAUGGAUGCGUCCGCAUUGUGGACAUGGAGCUCAAGGGCUGCUCUUCCCCUGUGGCCAGCCAGUUGGAUACGAGCCGGGUGCCCUUUGUUCCCCACCUGCUGCCCCCCAAGGCCACCCUGAGACUCAAGUCCCAGCUGCAGCACCUGUCCCCGGCCGGUCUGGCGGAGCUGGUUACGCCGGAGAGGGCGCCGGGCGAGACCGCCCUCGUCGACAAGCUGCUGCAGGCCUGGGCCGCCCAGCGGGCACCCUCCGACAGCCUGGCCACCGGGGUAGCCGAACGAAGCCUCAGUGUUGCCAGUUGGUUCGGAGACGAGGAGGCCCUGCGCUUCUGGAGCGUGGCGCUCCACUAUUUGGCUUCUCGUCGGCCAGAAGGGGCCUCUCCCGACCUUCCCGCGGCCGAGGCAACCCUGGGCCCCUGCUACGACCUGUGGUGCCCCAACCCCUUCUACAAGGCGUUGCAGUUGGAGCGACUGCUGCUGCACGAGAGCCGGCGGACGACGCACAGCCACACGCAGCGCUGUGCAUGUCGUCUGCUCCUGCUGGGCCAGUCCGACCGGGCCGUGCAGCUGCUCCUGGAGACGGACACGUGCAGCGAGCACUUCCACAGCGACUCGCUCCGGGCAUGCCUGAUUGCAUCGCUCAAGACGGAGACCAAGGCCCAGUCGGUGGUGAAGCUGGUGGCGACAAACCUCAUUGCCAGCGGCCGCACGUGGGACGGCGUGCAGCUGCUGUGCCUCAUUGGCAAGGGCCUCGAUGCCUGCCGCUACCUCCAGGCUGCGGGACAGUGGGGCGACUCAGUCUGGCUGGCCAAGUGCACCCUCGGAGAAACAGAGUGCGGUGAAGUGGUACGCAGGUGGGCCGACUACCUUUUGCAGCAGCACCAGAAGGGCAAAGCCCUGCUGACUCUGCUGAGCAUCGGCCAGUUUACUCGCUGCAUCGAAGUGCUGCACACCUCCCGGAUGGUGGAGCGGGCCGCGCUGCUAUUGGAUGCAUGCAUCGAGUGGGGGCUGCUGCCCUCUGGUGACCUGGGGCCCCAGCAGGCUCUCGCCACGAGUGUCUGGCUCGACUACGCCCGCUACCUCCACUCGGUGGGCAACCGGACGGCCAGCCUCCACUACUGCCAGCUGGCGGGCGACGCAGCCAGCGACCUCUGCAGAGAGCUCGAGAUGCUCCUCGACGAAGAGGCGACUCAGCUUGACGUGUCUCCGCAAACGGACAGUUCAUAAAGUAACAUCUGUCAGCAAGGCAGGAGAAAACCGGUCUUGUUGGCAGUACACACGGAGUUGUUUUUAGAAACUCCUUUGUACGGUUUAAUAGUAAAUUAUAUUCACUUCCGUU